AAGCUCCGCCUCCUGAUGACAUCAUCAGGAAUAAGAUGGAAGCUCCGCCUCCUGAUGACAUCAUGAGGGUGGAGAGGGAAGCUCCGCCCCCUGAUGACAUCGUGAGCAAUGAAAGUGAAGCACCUCCUCUCGAUGACAUCAUGACGAUUGAGAGGGAGGCUCCGCCCCCUGAUGACACCAUGAGGAAUGAUUUUGAUGAAGAAGAAGAAGAGCACAAAGGAACUAACUUCCUGUCUGUCUCUGACGUCGUCCAGCAGGAGGAUGUGAGUGUUGUGGAGUUGGAUGGAGGUCCGUCCCCCCCCCUGGUUGUGUACCAGGGUCCAGUGUUCCCCCCCCA
Etheostoma cragini (Arkansas darter) is the source of this 337-nucleotide messenger RNA. RefSeq names its product protein TALPID3-like. The record is from RefSeq and is a predicted model, not a curated record. The transcript has 2 exons. The annotation marks the transcript as partial. Gene Ontology annotation, biological process: smoothened signaling pathway. NCBI's taxonomy places the organism in Eukaryota, Metazoa, Chordata, Actinopteri, Perciformes, Percidae.